Molecule: messenger RNA, 1467 nt
Organism: Prorocentrum cordatum
Lineage: Eukaryota; Dinophyceae; Prorocentrales; Prorocentraceae
Source: the annotation of a GenBank genome assembly
AUGUUUUCGAUCACGGGCGGCGUGGCGCGCGUCGGCGCCGGGGGCGCUGCUCGGCUGGAUCUCCAGUUCGCCGAGCAGAUCAUAGGCCGCACCCAGACGGGGGACAUUCAGCUGCACGCGCCCCGCGAGCCUCUCACCAAGCAUGAGCUCAACGUAGGCAUUGCCAACGCGCAGCGGGCCUGGGAGAGGCUGCGCGGUGCGUUGCGCAGGAGGAAGCUGGAGCGCCGCGGCCCGCAGCCGUCGCUCGGGGGCGAGAGCAGCGACGACCCCGACCCGAACAACGACGCGGACCAGGAGCAGAAGGAAGACCAACCGAGCGAGCACAACCUCCAGGACGAGCUGAAGCUGGAGAACCAGCUCCUGCGCAAGGAGAACGACCAGCUAGAGGAAGACGCGCUGCGCCGUCGACAGGCCAACAAGCGCUUGAAGCUCGAACUCAGCAAGGCGGCGGACGCGCCGAACGGCUCUUGGGCUGCGGCGGCGGCUCAGCAGGACAGGGAGAACACGCGCCUUAGGGCGCCAUCGCCGAGCGCCCCCGCGGCCGCGUUCAAACUCUGCCCAAAGCCCAAGAGGGGGAAGGUCCGCGUGCAGGGCAAGAGGGGGAAGGAGAAAGGCACGGUUUCCUACGUUCGCACCAUGAAUGGCACCGAGAAGACACGGAAGGAGCGCAACGCGUGGCUUCGCAACGUCGACUCUUUCAACACGGGCAACGAGAGCGAACUCGUGGACCUCCUGAUCAAGGACGGGCCCCCCCUCGAUUGGCCAGAGCUGACGUGCCCAUUUUGUGGGAAGGGCACCCUCGGUAAACGUUACGCCAGGGAGUGGGAGGGCUGUCCGGGCCGUGCGCGGCGGUGCAACGACGGGAGGAACUGCGGCAAGCAGCAGACGUCGUCGUUGAGGGAUAAAUGCAGGGUCAUGUUCGGCAUUCCCACGGGGAUGACGACCGCGCAGAUCCACCAGCACUGCGGCACCAACAGCAAGACGAUCGAGACUAUGACCCGCAACCUGGACCUCGACCGCGAGCAGCGCGUGGAAAAAUACGAGAAGGACACCGUGUACGGCAACAAGAAGACGCGGGUUGACGUCGAGGCCGACGCGCCCGUCUUCGCUCCUGCGGUCACAGAGGACAAGGAGAUGAAGAGUGGGAACAGUGGGCAGGCAACUGAGUCGGACCGCACGAAGAAGAUGGCGCCUGGCCAAGGCGCCAUCAAGAAUACCGACUGGGGGCCCUUUCCCUUGGACCGCCUCAAGGAUCGCAAGGCUCCAGGGAUGUUCCACGACUCCGCCGUGCACUGCAAGAAGCGCGCGAAGCGCGGGGGGAAGUGGGCGCGGGCCAAGCCCGUGCAUUCCAAAAUCGCGAAGCACAAUCUCCCGAGCGGCACGGCGCUGAAGGUGAAAGCGGGCACGCAGAUCAUCGACAGGGCGUGGAAGCACGUCAAGCACCACAUUGGCCCCCGCACUUUAUAA